AUGAAGAUUGUCAUUUUACUGUUAUGUUUCUUGCUGGGAACAACAAUUGGAAUGUUGGGAAUAAGCCAAUUCCAUAGACAUCAAAUUCUUGCUAUAAAAUUCGAAAACUGUAACUCGUUAAAACACACAAUUCACAAUUUCGAAAAAGCUUUGCCUAAGAUCUUAUCUUUAAAACACAAUCAAUUUGCUUCUAAUUUUAAUAUGAUAACUUAUUUAUUAUUUAUUACAUUAGCUAAUGAAGUGGAAGAAACAGAAGACAUUGCUGAUUCCGUAGACGAAUUUAACGAUCAAGACGAAGACCCAGAAAUGGAUGAAAGCGAAAUGACAGAAGAUGAGGACGAAGAUGACGAUCAAGAAAGUGACCCAAGCGUAUAUGGAUCAUAUGGUCGCAGUGGUUACGGAUAUUCUGGUUACGGAAACGCUCGCUAUGGAAUCAGACGAGGCAGUGGAAUCGUCGGAAGACGCGUGUUAGUAGGUGGUAACAGAAUCAAUAUUGGUUCCGGUAUUGGUAAAUUGAGGCGGGCUGGAAUCAUUGGAGGACGACGAUUAGGAGGACACAAAGUCCUUAUUGGAUCAGGCCUUGCAGGUAUAGGAUUAGCUGGACGUGGUUUAGUCGGAGGAAAAGGAUACGGAGGAUAUGGAUUGAAUGGAGGCAGAGGAAUCAUCGGGUCAGGUCUUGGUGGACGAGGUUUAGUUGGAAAAAAUGUGCUUGUUGGAGCCGGCCUUGGUGGACACGGCUUAGUACUAGGAAAAUCUCGCAUUGGAGGAAUUCUUGGAGGUCGUGGUUUGGUGAGAGGUCGAUCUGGUCUUGGAAUAAGCAAAUCUAUCGGAACUGGCAAAGGAGUUUCUGUUGGAUAUGGCCCACAUUGGAUUGGUGAUGAAAUGGCAGAAGAUGAAGAAAGUGAUCCAAGCGUAUAUGGAUCAUACGGACGCAGUGGUUACGGUUAUUCCGGUCACGGACGUGUUGGUUAUGAAAUUAGACGAGGUAGUGGAAUCAACGGAGGACGUGUCUUGGGAGGUUUAGGUAAGGUAGGUAUCCGAGGUGGUAAUAGAAUCAUUGUUGGUUCCGGUAUUGGUAAAUUAAGUAGGGUUGGAAUCAUUGGAGGACAAAGAUUAGGAGGACGCAAUGUCUUUAUUGGAUCAGGCCUUGCAGGUGUAGGAUUGGGUGGACGUGGUUUAGUUGGAGGAAAAGGGUACGGAGGAUAUGGAUUGGCUGGAGGAAGAGGAAUCAUUGGAUCAGGUCUUGGUGGGCGAGGUUUAGUUGGCAAAAAUGUUCUUGUUGAAGGUGGUCUUGGAAGACACAAUUUAGUCGGAGUUCGAUCAGGUCUUGGAAUAAGUGGAUCUACUAGAGGAUAUGGACCAUAUGGAGAUGAAUUUGAUGAAUAA
This is a messenger RNA of Hydractinia symbiolongicarpus, 1386 nucleotides long. RefSeq lists its product as uncharacterized. The record is from RefSeq and is a predicted model, not a curated record. Bases 1 to 1386 code for a protein of 461 amino acids. The transcript is spliced from 3 exons. Lineage: Eukaryota; Metazoa; Cnidaria; Hydrozoa; Anthoathecata; Hydractiniidae.